UCAAGUGCCAACUGAUAACAACGGAGAAGAUCAAAUGCGUGAAAAUAACAAAAAUGGCUGAAGAGCAAGAGGUGAUACAGGUAGAGCUGUUAUGCAAGCAGCUCUAUGAGUCACAGGAUCCAUUGGUUCGAGAACAGGCUGAGAAGGCAGUUGUCGCAUUCCAGGAGGCGUCAGAUACGCUAAGCAAAUGCCAGGCCCUACUAGAGAGAGCCGACUCCAGCUAUUCGCAGCUCCUAGCAGCCACUACAUUGAUGAAACUUGUUAGCAGAUCAGCAACGGACCUGUCGGUGCAACAGAGAUUGGACAUUCGGAACUAUGUGCUGAACUAUCUCAGGACCAGGCCAAAGUUGGCCAACUUUGUAGUGCAGGCCCUAAUAUCACUGUUUGCUCGGAUAACAAAACUUGGCUGGUUCGACACGAUAAAGGAAGAGCUGGUCUUCCACAAUGUGUUGUCGGAUGUUACAAAUGGAUUCCUUCAGGGUCCAGUGGAAAUUUGUACAAUAGGUGUGCAAAUUCUAUCUCAGUUGGUCGUGGAGGUAAAUCAAAUCAAUGAUUCAGAUGCCAGUCGCUCGGUGUGUAAGCACAGGAAGAUUGCAUCGUCUUUCAGAGACUCUCAACUCUUCGAGAUAUUCCGAGUCUCCUGCUCCCUCCUGAGCACAGCGCGAGGGAAUCGGAUCGCAUUAGCUGAUGAGCAGCAGCAGGCAUUGCUCCUUGCCCUGCUUCAGUUGGCACACAACUGCCUCACGUUUGACUUUAUCGGGACGACCAGUGAUGAGUCAAGUGAUGAUCUCUGUACCAUACAGGUGCCCACGUCGUGGCGACCCACGUUCCUGGAGGCCAGUACCCUGGAGCUGUUCUUCGCGCUGUACUCUCAGGCCCAGGCGCGGGGCUCCAUCGCCGGCCUCGCCCUCGCCUGUCUGGUGCAGCUCGCCUCCGUGCGCCGGUCACUCUUCACCAACAACGAGCGAGCCAAGUUCCUCAACCAGCUUGCAGCUGGAGUACUGACAGUGCUCGAUGACACACAGGGUCUAACAGAUCCAUCGAACUACCACGAGUUCUGCCGGCUACUGGCGCGACUCAAGUCCAACUAUCGCCUGGGUGAACUGGUGAUGGUGGACAACUAUCCCAGGUUUAUCGAGCAAGUUGCUAAGUUCACAGUGCAGAGUUUGCAGAUGUGGCAGUUCGCGGCUAACUCGGUGCACUACCUGCUGUCGCUAUGGCAGCGCAUGGUGGCUUCUGUUCCGUACGUGACCGCCGCCGAGCCGCACCUGCUGGAGACCUUCGCGCCUACCGUCACUGCCGCCUACAUCAACACGCGCCUCGACUCCGUCGCGAUACUGCUCCGGGAGGGUAUGGAGGAUCCCCUGGAUGACAUGGGCGCCAUCCAGCAGCAGUUGGAGCAGGUGGCGGUGAUUGGGCGAUGCGAGUACGCCAAGACGUGUCAGCUGCUCGUGGCCCACUUCGACAGAGCGGCCGCCGCCUACACCGUCGAGACCAGGCCGCAGGAGAUGCUCAUCCUGCAAGGCCAGUUGACGUGGUUGGUGUACAUCAUCGGAGCGGCGAUAGACGGCCGCGCGUCAGUCAACACGUGCGACGAGAACGACGCCAUGGACGGAGAACUGGUGUGCCGUGUGCUGCAGCUCAUGGACCUCACGGACUCCCGACUGGCCACUGGCGGGUGCGAGAAGCUGGAGCUGGCGAUGAUGUCGUUCUUCGAGCAGUUCCGCAAGAUAUACGUGGGGGAGCAGGUGCAGAAGAACAGCAAGGUGUACCGGCGGCUGGGCGAGGUGCUGGGGCUCAACGACGAGAGCCAGCUGCUCAGCGUCAUCAUGAGGAAGAUUAUUACAAAUCUCAAAUACUGGGGCAGAUCCGAGCCUAUUAUCUCGAAGACCCUCAGUCUACUGAGCGACCUCAGCGGAGGAUACUCCUGCGUCAGGAAAUUGGUGAAACUGGAAGAGGUGCAGUUCAUGUUGACACAUCACACGGCCGAGCACUUCCCGUUCCUGGGCAUCGGAGCGGGGACAGUGGAGAUGAGGUGCCGUACGAUGCUAUACACAGCGCUCGGGAGGCUGCUGAUGGUUGAACUAGGAGAAGACGAGGAUAGGUUUCUGGCAUUCAUGUUGCCGCUCACAGCCGCAAUCGAAAGUAUAAUAGGUCUGCUGAGCAGUUCAGAUAGGUCACUGUACGCUUCAGAAGACGCCAAGAAGACCCUGAUUGGAAUAGCACGCGACCUAAAGGGACUGGCCUUCGCGUUCAACACCAAGACCACAUAUAUGAUGCUGUUCGAUUGGAUCUACCCGGUGUACAUGAAGGUGCUGCUCCGCGGAGUGGAGCUGUGGUACAGCGAGCCGGCUGUGACCACGCCCGUGCUCAAGCUGACUGCUGAGCUGGCCCAGAACCGCAACCAGCGGCUCCAGUUCGAUGUCAGCUCACCUAACGGCAUCCUGUUGUUCCGCGCGCUCUCCGAGGUCAUCUGCGCUUACGGCAGCAGGAUCCUGACGGUGGAGGUGGUCAAGAAGGAUCUGUACGCCAUGAAGUUGCGCGGCAUCUCGCUAUGCUUCGCCAUCUUGAAGGCGGCGCUGUGUGGGAACUACGCAAACUUCGGAGUGUUCAGGUUAUAUGGUGACGACGCAUUGGACAACGCGCUUAAUAUGUUUGUCAAGUUACUUCUCAGUAUACCGCAGAGUGAUUUACUGUUCUACCCCAAGCUGUCACAGACGUACUACGUGUUGCUGGAGCGGCUUGCACAAGACCACAUGCCGUAUCUGGCGUCGCUGCAGCCCGAUGCGACGCUGUACAUCCUGUCCUCCAUCUCCGAGGGACUUACGGCGAUAGACACCAGUGUGUGUACGGGAUGCUGCGCGACUCUGGACCACAUAGUGACGUUUCUGUUCAAAGAACUGGUGCAGAAGACCAGCAACAAGAACCCUCGCCAGCCGCUGCCGGAGAGCAGCAACAUGUUCGUCGAGGUGCUGCAGCGGCGGCCCGAGAUCAUGCAGCAGAUCCUGGCGACGGUGUUGAACGUGAUAAUGUUCGAGGACUGCUGCAACCAGUGGUCCAUGUCGCGGCCGCUGCUGGGGCUGAUCCUGCUGAACGAGGAGCACUUCUCGCGACUGCGCAGCGAGCUGAUCUCGCAGCACGGCAGCCAGCGGCGGCAGCAGUUCGCGGUCUGGUUCGAGCAGCUGAUGGCGGGCGUCGAGAGGAACCUGCUGACCAAGAACAGAGACAAGUUCACACAGAACUUGUCCAUGUUCCGACGCGACAUCAACGACCACCUGAAGGGCACCGUCAGCCCCGCGACCAGUGUGGCGCCCUCCGCCAGCGACAUGAUGACGUCAUAGUACCCUCGCACCUCACAACCACGCGUCCGUAAGGGACUGGGGUCGUUGACCGAAUGGUUAGCCUUUAAGGAGACUGUCCACUGUCGUGCCAGCGCCGUGCCGGGAAUGUGUCAGGCAAAUAAGUAUUAUUUCGAAAAAUAUGAAACUAUGCCUGUUUCGAAAUCAAAUAUGUUUUUAUUCGACGCUUUUUAAUUUCGCCAAUGUUAGAUUUAUGCUCGUUAGUCCUAACCCAUAACAAAAGAAAUUUUCAUUGGGUACGUUCUAGUAGAAAUCACCCUGAAAUGGUUAUAAAAAAAAAUCUAAACUACUACCAUUCUUUCUCACUAUUACUCUAUAGUUGGUAUGAGUGCACAGACACACGAGUACAAACAAAAGCAGUAUGUGCUUAAAAUCACAUUACAGAAGUAGUAAUGACUUAAACGACUCGAGACAACAUCAAGAACCCCGAACAAGUGUUACAUAGCCGAACAUAAUGACCCACUGUCAUUCAAUACCAGUGUCUCUAAAGAAGUUUUUACUUUGAAAAAAUCAGUACUAAUGACACAAUAUUGAGGUUGCAAUCAUAACAUGCGACUGUAAUAAUUGUAAAGUACAUGCUUUUUGUCAAAGUUUUCACACCAUACUGUGUCGGGGUUAAUUUAUUGAAUUUAUACAAAUUAAAUUUGUAACCAAGAUUUAUGAACGAUAUGGGAGUCGAACCCGCGCCUCUCGGGUUGCUUCCGAGCGCUCUUACCAAUUGAGCCAACCGUCUGAAUAAGGCAUCGAUUGUAAAUCUUGAUCAACUCUCAUGUUGUGGCUCCAUCUACAGUAUCUACUUUACAAUUGAUAACAAUUUUUUACAAAUUAAAUUUAUAUAAUUAAUCCCAGAAGUGAAAGAUAUAUUACUUUUAAAAUAACAAAUUCUUGAAUUUAAUUUUACUAUUUCAUAGCUAAAAGACGCUGUAAAAAUAAUUUUUCUCCGCUACUAGAACGUUCCCAGUUUAUUUUCUAGUCCGAAACGUUCAUAAAAUUGACCCCGCACGGUACGCUAUAGUGAACAGUCUUCUUUAGUAGCGCGACUGUGAUACUAAAUUUACAGCUUAUGCCAUAGAACGUUUUAUGUCAUCCUUUAUACUGCGUGGUGUUUUUGUAUUGUAGGUACAUUUAUGACGGUACCUACCAUAGAAACCAGUACUAAGUAGUGAUUUAGUAUUAAACGGAAUGGUGGACGUGAAACGACGCGUGAAUAUUUUGUAUACCAGUAUAACUAAACCAACUUUGGAAACUUCUACAAUUUGCAACUAUAGCAAUCGAAAUAUGUAUUUCAUUAGUAUAUUUUCAAAUUUUAUAUGUAAUCAAAAUUUAUGAACGAUACGGAACCACAAACUGAGCCUAUCGGUGACGCAUGGAUCGUAAAUCUUUGAACUCUCAGGUUGUGGCUUCAUCUACAGUAUCUACUUCACAGUUGACCCCAAUAUUAGCAUAUUAGGAAUGUGAUUUGAGAUGUCGCCGUUCCGAGUCCCGUAUCGUUCUUAAAUUUUGGUUAUAAACUUUAAUUUGUAUAAUACUCACAUACCUAUAUUAAAAUAUCACUGAAUGUUACGGCUCGUUGGCGGUUACAGACUUAUUUGACUCGUACAAAGACAUUUAAAGAGAAUAGACCAACUUGAACGUGCGGUUUAAAGGGUUAUUGUUGGUGAUGUGACCUUUACAAAAUUACGUUUUUUGAUACGUGUUCAGUCGGCAUUCAGACACAUAACCUGCAACGCGAGACAAAUAUCGACAAAAAUUACGAAUUGUUCCGUUUUCAGGUGUAGGAAACGAACAGUGGUCCAAGCAAGCUCACUGGUACAUUGCCUUUCACUGUGAGUACAAUUGACUUCGUUCACAUAAUAAGUAUCAACAUUAAAAUCUUAGAUCAUAUAUAUGUGUAGAUAGACUAUGAAAGCUCUGAAAACGUCGAAAAAAUAGUUGAUAGUUAGCCUCUGUUUUGAGCAAUGCACACAUACUAAAGUAAUAAAACUUGCCUGUUUUCAUCGGUUGACUAGCAGAAUGAUCUCUAGACAUAUAAAUUAUUUAACAUUAUGGCUCCGUUCCGAUAUGCACUGCGAGCACUGCACAGUGCUAUCACUGUAUAAAAAAUCGUUCCGUUAUGGACUGCCAGUUUACUGCCGCAGUACCCUAGGGAAAUAUAUGACGUCCUAAAUCGUCGCCAUAUUCUACUGUGAGCACUGGCGUUUUCGAGGUAAGGUACUCGCAGUACUUUGAUCACGUGAUCAGAAAAAAUUACUCGAGUGCCUAAUGUUUCAUAAACAAUACCUACAGUUUAAUCCCAAAUCCCAACAACUAGAAAACUUUAAUACACUCAUUUGAAAGCUGCGUCAAAAAAUGCGGCUAACAGUAUACGGGAUUGCGUUCUAUUUUAAAUAGUAACCAAUAUAACUGGCUAUAAAGGAACGGCUUCACGGUAUACUAAAUUGACGUCACACUGUACAGUGGUCGCAGUGCAUAUCGGAACAUACAACUUAGUCGAAUAAUAUACAGUUCUAUCAUACCACUUUAGGCGGGAAGCGAUGUGAUUGGUUAAUUUUGUUUGCGUCACGGCCGCCACGCCCAUGUCCCUCGCAAGAAUUUGUUGACGCGAACUUUAUACUAAAUAGUUUGUAUUGUCGGUCUAAUCUGUUUAAAUGUCUUUGGGGUUCAGAAUGAAAAAAAAAAAUUUUCAAGCUUUCUAGGCUUUGAAUUUAGAGGCUAUACUAUGCGAUGCACACGUUUUUAACCGUGUGAGUUUAUGAAGCAAAAAAGGAAGCAAACAAGCGGCCGCACUUGCGGUUUUUUCCCUUGACUGAUUUACAAUGUGAAAUGUUACAAAAUUGUCGCGAAAACAAAUCGCCGCAAUAUUUGUAAUUCGUAGAACUUAGUGGGUAGAUUAUGUGUUAACCGCGGAUUUUUGCUAGUAUUCGGCUGACCGUCGCGAAGAAUUGUCGUGUUGUUGAAAUGCCAUUGAAAUUAUGUCGUCAACCGAGUCGUAGUCUGUUUCAAACGUAUAGAGUACGAGUGUUUGUCCCAGAAAAUCAUAGUGGAAGUACAGAAAAGACCUGCUUAAUAUGAUAAUACUUUGCGACAGUUGUUAAUGAAUGGACCCAAUAUUUGCAAAAUUUUCGUUGAUAUCUUUUUUCUAAUUCUUAGUAUCAAAGCAACUGAAAAUCGUGGGUGGUUUCGCAGUUUAUAAUCGUGGUGUGUGCUCGUGCGGUUUUUCGAUUAGAGCGGUUAACCGAUCUCGGGAAAAAACCGUAGUGCGUAGUAAAACCUAUCUCUUAAGAAUACAGAUCUUUAAAUAUCUACAGUCACAUGUUUAAUGGCAACGGAUCCCGCGAUGUUUUGGUCUGAACAGUAGUUAAGCCUCAAUGGUUCUCUUUGCAUUGGCUGGUGGCCCGUUUAUAAGCAACUAGGUCCUAUUUUAGGACUAUGUUGAAAUCACACAAAUCGCACACUUUUUAAUUUUUUUAUACGAUAGUUUUAAGACUUAUAAUAUGAAACCAUAUGAAGUGUUAUAUAUAUAAUAUAAUCACGUGAUAAUUACCGUCAAGACGAUGAGAAUCACACAAAUUCACGUUCGCAAAUGUUGUUGACUGUGAAAUGUAUUUAAACGUUUCCGCCUCGGAUAUAAAAUCGUGAAUCAUUUAAAAAGUAAACUCUGUGCUUGCCCGGUUAUACAAGGAAAUAUUUCACUUCACAUAACUUCACCAUUAAUUGGAUGUAGUUCCUGAAAAACGUUCCAAGCCACAAACAUCACAUUUUAAGGAAUUCGUAUUUAAAGAAAUAUUAGUGUAUUCCAAUCAUGUGGGUUGGGCUACUAAGUCAUGAUGUCAUUUAAAGAGUGACAGUAGGGCUGCCAUUUUUUGUCUGUCCGUUAAUAUGACUCACGUGACCAAUUUUGUGUUCGUAACUCAAUUUCGACAUGAUUGUGGUUUGGAACGUUUUUCUGGAAUUACGUCCAGGUGUAUGAGUGAAUUUUGUUUCGAAACACACAAAAAUCUAGGAAAAAAAAUUAUUUAAAAGGUUUCACACCCUCAUGUUUCAGUUUCUACCUAUGAUGUGGUUUUAGAAUUACUAGUUGGAAUUUUUGUGACCAAAUCGUUAACAAUCAAAUCAUUUUUAUUGAACAUCUAUAAAUUUACAUGAAAAGGGAGUGUCUCGUAACACUCCCAUGAGUUGAUUCAUUGAAAUCAUGUUAAUAUCGACAUGUAUUGAGAAAAUCCCCCAAGAAAGUAAUAAAUGUCCCCCCUUUGAGUUAUAAUGUUUUCAAACAUCAAAGGGACCUUCUUGAUAACAUUCCUAUGAGCUUUGUAACAAAGAAGAAAUAAUGUAUCGAAAGGGGGGUUAAGUCGCCCCCCCUUUUGCUACGGCAAAUAUGUAUAUUUCAUAUCCUCCUACAGUGUAAUCUUAAAAUGGAUUGUGUCUUUACAAUAUUAUUAUUAUAUCCGCGGUUUUUAUUUUAUUGUAAUCCGAUUAUAAGAUAGUAUCAAAUCUGACAUUUUGCAUGAAACAGUAGCGGAAAUAAUCUGUUCCCCUUUUUAGGUACAGGAGGGGGGCUAUUUGUAAGUAGAUGUUAUGACAAGUAAUUAGUUUUACAAUAAUUGUUUCCUGUAAUCGACGUGAUGUAUUUAUGUUGUUAUGUUAAGUUGUAAAUAUUUAAUAAAUUGUGAUUUUUAUAA
Messenger RNA from Leptidea sinapis, 8038 nucleotides. It is a transcript of the gene Ranbp16, whose product is annotated as exportin-7. Gene Ontology annotation, biological process: protein export from nucleus. Gene Ontology annotation, cellular component: nuclear pore; cytoplasm. The transcript has 24 exons. Gene Ontology annotation, molecular function: small GTPase binding; nuclear export signal receptor activity. NCBI's taxonomy places the organism in Eukaryota, Metazoa, Arthropoda, Insecta, Lepidoptera, Pieridae. The record is from RefSeq and is a predicted model, not a curated record. Bases 54 to 3341 code for a protein of 1095 amino acids.